ACAUUCCUGUCGUGCAUUUUUUAGAUUUGCACCAUAAGGAAUGUACACAGCAGCAACUGAAACAAUUCUGUGAGCAGAUGAUAUGGUUACCAAAGAAAACAUGAUGACAUCUGAUCACUGUACGUUUUUGUCAAACCAGUGCCUGUCGGCCCACAAGAGCUACCGACUGGAACCGCGCUCUGAGCCCAUGUGUGGCUCUGAUGAGCCUCCUCUCCCAGGACAGGCCAUGGAGGAAUGCAGCGCGUCCAGCAGCGAGCAGCCUCAGUACUACACACCGCUGUCCACCAAGCUGGAGGCUCAGCUCACGUCUCCGGGGCUGGACGCAUACGUCAAACAGUGUGCCGGUCCGGAGACCCCCAUGUGUCGUAUCUGUCACGACAGCGGGGCCCAGGAGGACCUGCUGUCGCCCUGUGACUGUUCCGGGAGCUUGGCCCCCAUCCACCGCAGCUGUCUGGAGCACUGGCUGUCUGCCUCAGGAACCAGCUUCUGUGAGCUCUGCCACUUCCAGUUCACUGUGCAGAGGAAGUCCAGGCCACUGCUCGAGUGGCUGCAGAACCCGGGUCUCCGUCAGGAAAAGCGCACCCUGUUUGGCGACAUGGUGUGUUUCCUGCUCAUCACCCCACUGGCCACCAUCUCCGGCUGGCUCUGCCUUCGCGGCGCCAUAGAUCACCUUCACUUCUCCAGCCGGCUGGAGGCCGUGGGACUCAUCACGCUGACCGUUGCCCUCUUUACCAUUUACCUCUUCUGGACCCUGGUGUCUCUCAGGUAUCACUGUCGACUGUACAGUGAGUGGAGACGGUCCAAUCAGAGAGUGGUCCUCCUCCCCCGGUCACACAGUGAAGCGUCCGCAGCGCCGCCCUCCUCUCAGGGCUCACAGCGAGGGAAGCAGCCGGCCACAGACUCGGUGGUCUGAGACGGGCUCUCAUCAGGACACGGACGCUCUCUGCACUUUAUAGCAGCGCUCUGAGAUGCUCUGCCAGAGCCGACGUCACAUGUGUGAAUGGCCGCGAGUAAGAAGCACUCAAUCCUCCAAACUCAUGGGGAAACUCGUAAAGGACCUGUGCACAAAAUAACAAUAGGCUGCAGUGUUUUGGACAAUCAAACGACAGGUGGUGAAACACUGAGUGCAACUUGCAGGAACAGCACCGUACCCAUGAUGAAGACGUCAUGGCUCUCGUAUUGCCAUAAAGGAACAUUUUUGGGAAAUGGUCCGGUUUCCCAUGUCGGUGAGAAGUGGAAUAUCAGUUUCCCAAAAUGUCAGACCGUAUAGGCAGCCACUGGAAACAAGAAGGGACGGAGUGGUGCUGUAUUGCAGCAGCUACUAAAGAUGGACGAGGAGUUUGAUGUGAACUUAGUCACCGGUUCUAAUCUGUGAGGCUACUGAAGGCUACUGAAGCUGCUCCACAUUCAUGCACAGUCGGUCUGAUGGACGGUUUUGGCUCUUAGGAUUGACACACUUAAACCAAAGGUUAUUUUUUAUUUGAAACGUUUAGUUGUUGGUCUGUUUCAUGUGUGUGUGUGUGUGUGUGUGUGUGUGUGUGAUGCAAUAAAAUACAGUGUACAGUUGAGCUGGUGUGGUCCAUGUAUGGUUAUCUGACAUGAAUCUAUAAUCAUUCAUAUAUUAGCUCUCCACACAAUAGAUUUUCCAGUCCACAGUACAUAUUACAAAGCCUGGCAUUUUAUUGAGCAAAUAGGUCUUCAUGUAGAGUAAUAAUCUUAAUUAUAUUCAUAUGAAAUACUUUGAGACGCUUUACACAACGAGUUGAAUAAAAGAUUCAGGAGAAGGCGUCCUACAUGAAGUGUAUUUGAUUUGAUGAAAUGUACGCAGGACAAAAUCAAUUUCAACUUCAACUAAUAAUUCUUAAAAAGGGGACCAUGCAGCUUUGGAACUAAGAAAUAACAUUCUUCCUCCACAAAAGAAAAGAUUAAUUCAUAAACAUUAAUACUCCAUCGUCCAAGUCAGCAAACUCACCUCAUGUGGUCUGGUGAGACCUUAUUGAAGUUAAUAUUGCUGCAGGAAUGACAUCACUGAGUCAGUUUGUGGUGGUGCAAUAAUCUAAGGACAUUUACUCAAUGUAUAUUUACACCCCAAGUAUACAUUUGAGGUACUUAUUUGACUGUGUAUGCUACUUUAUACCUCUACGCCACUCAUUCUUGUCUUAAUGUUAGUGAUGGCAUCUUUACUCUGGUCACCUGUAGUGUCUCACGUAUAAAACACGUUUUGAAUCAAACACCAUGUACAUACUCUUUUCUACAUUAAGAACCAAUUGACUUCCUCAUUUAAGAUCCUAUCGGCUCUCCACCUGCCGACUUGUGUUCCUCUUUAUGCAUUACAAUUCAAAAAUAACAGCACUGUACUGGUAAAAGUGGAAAACUGGAGGUUGUAAAUAGUUUCCCUGAAACACUCCACUCAUUACUGAUUCAAAUAACAGAACUCGGACUACACUUAAUGUUCUGGUUAAAUAGACUUUACACAGCGUAUUGCAGAGGGCAAUGCGGACACGUGCUGACCUCUCGGCGCUGGUUGCUACACGUUACAUUAAAUACGAGGCUAAUCUAAACUGCCUGAUUUCAAGUUAAUUAUGGGGCAACAUAUUUAUAGAUAUAGAUGACAAUUAUAUCAUUAAAGACUUGUUUGUCGCAAAAUGUUCUAUUCAAAUAUGUAAAGAUGUUGAGCAAUGUGAAACUUUCCUGUUCGGCAGGCUAUCAAGAUAAUUAAUAUCAGUUUAUAAUAUUUUUGUUUAGUGCGAUACCUGCGGCUCUUUCGCUCUGUCAAUUACUAUUUUGAAAACUGAAUAUAAAAUAUGGAGUGUAAACAUGGAUUUUAAAUGAGUCACAUGGAAGCUUCACAUGAAAUUGAUCCCAUAAUUCACUGCAGCUCCAUGUGGGCAGUGAGGAGCUAUCUGUAACCGUUUAUUUUUUCAGAUUAGCUAAACCCGUGUGAGAAGCAAAAAUAAACGGUUCACUUAGAACCCCAUUCUUAAGGAUCCUGUGCCGUGUUCUCCAUAGAACGUUACAUUGAUGCAUGAAACAAGAAACACAAGUACAAGAAAACUUGUUUAAUCAUUCAACGAUGAUUACAGCCAUAGCAUGCAUAGUAACACACCAACACACAAAAAGUACUUCAAACACUUCAAAUAUCAAAAGUAAAGAAUACAAUCAACACUUCUCCAUUAGUGGCGAGUCAGUGGAGUGAACACACAGCUGGGAGUAGAAUAUCAGUUGGUGUAUAAUUAUCUUAUACAUUAAAGAAGAGAACGCAACAACUGCUAACAAACUCAAACCGCCUCUUCUGAAUACAAUCAAACAACCUUUUCUUUUUUCUAAAGAUACCAGAAGAAUGUCAAAUAGUUUGUUCUCAUUUUGUCUCGACACUGCUUAUUCUGGCCACUUUUAAAAUCACUAUUUUUGUAAAUAUUAGUGUUUUAGUCAGCACCUGUCCUAAUCGAGUCGCCAACAUCCUGUGGCUUUUCUUGUAGCAUCAAUAACAACAUACAAAAUAAAACAACUAAAUUAAAAUCCAUUAAAAAAACCAAACAAAAAUAAUCACA
Messenger RNA from Anarrhichthys ocellatus (wolf-eel), 3551 nucleotides. Its product is annotated as E3 ubiquitin-protein ligase MARCH3-like. The record is from RefSeq and is a predicted model, not a curated record. Gene Ontology annotation, molecular function: zinc ion binding; ubiquitin-protein transferase activity. Gene Ontology annotation, biological process: protein ubiquitination. NCBI's taxonomy places the organism in Eukaryota, Metazoa, Chordata, Actinopteri, Perciformes, Anarhichadidae.